AUGAACGUUCCUAGCAAGUUCCUCAGCAACCCCCAGGACCUCGGCGUCGUCGCCGUUGGCUUCUCUGGUGGCCAGCCCAAAGCGGGUGUCGACAACGGCCCGUCGGCCCUCAUCGAAUCCGGCCUCCUCACCCAAAUCAAGGAAGAGCUCGAAUACAACCUGCACGGCGACUCCGAGGUGCAGUUUUACAAGGACCUGGCCCCGGCUGCCGAUCCCGAGUACCGGGGCAUGAAGAACCCGCUGCUCGUCUCGGCCGUCAACCGCAAGAUUGCCGAGGCCACCUACAGCCACUCGUCGCAGGGCCGCCUGACGCUCACCCUCGGCGGCGACCACUCGGUCGCCAUUGGCACUAUUGCCGGUACCGCCAAGGCCACCCGCGAGCGCCUCGGCCGCGAGAUUGCCGUCAUCUGGGUCGAUGCGCACACCGACAUCAACACCCCCGAGGGCUCCGACUCGGGCAACAUUCACGGCAUGCCCCUCGCCUUCCUCACCGGCCUUGCCACGGACGACAAGGACGAGUAUUUCGGCUGGCUCAAGGAAGACAUGCGCCUUAACAUUGCCAAGCUCGUCUACAUUGGCCUCCGUGACGUCGACAAGGCCGAGAAGAAGAUUCUCCGCGACAACAAUGUCAAGGCCUUUUCCAUGUUUGACGUAGACCGCUACGGCAUCGGUCGCGUCGUCGAAAUGGCCCUCGCCCACAUUGGAAACGACACCCCCAUCCACUUGUCCUUUGACGUCGACGCCCUCGACCCCAUGUGGGCGCCCAGCACCGGCACCCCCGUCCGCGGUGGCCUCACCCUGCGCGAGGGCGACUACAUCUGCGAGUCGGUCCAUCAGACCGGCAACCUCAUCGCCAUCGAUCUCGUCGAGGUCAACCCCGAGCUCGCUGCCACCGAAGAGGGUGCCAAGGCCACCGUCGGCGCUGGCUGCUCGCUCGUUCGCUGCGCCCUCGGCGAGACUCUGCUGUAA
Cordyceps militaris CM01 is the source of this 969-nucleotide messenger RNA. Its product is annotated as arginase. Gene Ontology annotation, cellular component: cytoplasm; nucleus; cytosol. Bases 1 to 969 code for a protein of 322 amino acids. Gene Ontology annotation, molecular function: manganese ion binding; arginase activity. The record is from RefSeq and is a predicted model, not a curated record. The transcript is spliced from 3 exons. NCBI's taxonomy places the organism in Eukaryota, Fungi, Ascomycota, Sordariomycetes, Hypocreales, Cordycipitaceae.